ACAAAGCGAUCCAAAACUUAGUUUUGGAGAUAAUCUUUGUCUGAAUUUUCAGAUUACAUAAUUAGUGCUAGUUUUCUUUGUAUUCAUUUGUAAUCGUUGAUAAAUAAAUAACAAAGACAUAAUAUUUAAAGAGUUAUCUGAUAGUUACUAGAAAGUUGUAAGAAAUGAAGUUUUGCUUAAUUUUCGCUUUGGUCACAUUUACCCAUUUAUUAUUUGCGGACGCGCAAGAACCCAUUGCAGUAACUCCGAAAGGAAAAAUUUUGGGAACUACAUUUACAUCAAGACUAGGGAAGACUAUAUUUGGAUUCAGAGGAAUAAGAUUUGCGAAAGCCCCUAUUAAUGAGUUACGUUUUCAGCCACCACAACCGCCUGAUGAAUGGAGUGGUACCCUUAAUGCAACUGCCGAUGCUCCUACCUGUCCUCAAGAAGUAACUGGACCCACAAAUGAAGAUUGCCUCUUUCUAAAUGUGUACACAACAAUGCUUCCAACGCAGAGAAGGAAUCCGAGGCGUCCCGUAAUUGUUCAUAUCCAUUCGGGCGCAUUUGUUAUGUUUACAGCAAGGAGUAAUUGGAUAGGACCGGAAUAUUUACUUGAUGAAGAUGUGGUUUUUGUAACUCUGAACUACCGACUUGGAGUAUUAGGUUUUAUCAGUACAGGAGAUAAGGAAGCGCCAGGAAAUUUGGGUUUAAAAGAUCAAGUGCAGGCACUCAGAUGGGUUAAGGAAAAUAUUCAGUACUUCGGAGGAAAUCCAAAUUUGGUAACGAUUUAUGGCUACAGUGCUGGAUCAGCCAGCGUUAUGAUGCACAUGGUUUCCCCUAUGUCAAAAGGGCUGUUUCAUAGAGCUAUCGCCAGUAGCUGUUCAGCCCUAGGAACAUGGCCUUCUAAGACACACCAACUGGAUAUUGUUAAAAGACAAGCGAGGGUUGUUGGCUGUCCUGACAAUACCACCACUGCUGAAAUAAUUAAAUGUCUGAAAACUAUUCCGGCAGAUGUACUUGGUACUUCUAUAUCAAAGUUAAAAGUGUUCGGUUACCAUCCGAUUUUGAUUUGGGAACCGGUAAUAGAACCCGAUUUUGGCCAGGAAAGAUUUUUGACCGAUUUACCUCUAAAGCUUGUAGCAGAAGGUAACUUCGAAAAUGUCCCACUUAUGACUGGGGUUACUACUGACGAAUUUUCUUACGCAGCGCCAGAUAUUCUUACAAACGAGACCUUGUUAAGAUUGCUUAACAACGAGUUCAACACGUACACUCCAAUUAUGCUUUUCUAUGAGGAAAACACUCAAAGGUCCAAAAUAAUAAGCGAUGCACUUAGGAAAUUUUAUUUAGGGGACGGACCAAUUAAUAACUCAUCAAUUACAGGACUUGGACAGCUGCUAAACGAUGGUAUCAUUGGAUUUGGGGUAAACAGAGCAGUAAAAGUCUUUUCAGCAAAGAACAGCCAGCCAGUGUAUUAUUAUAAAUUUACCUAUCAAGGACGUUACAGUAACGCUUAUCUUCCAGGAACAAACAAUACUGUACCUUAUGGUGUAGUUCAUCAAGACGACUUGAUUUAUUUGUUUUACAUUGCCGCGUCCUACCCAAAAUUCACAGCCAACGAUCCCGAAUCAAAGACUGUCGACAAGAUGAUUAAAAUAUGGGCAAACUUCGCCAAGACAGGAAACCCAAUUCCUCAGCCAACAUCCCUUCUAGACAACGUUACAUGGGUGCCUUUUACUGAACAGAAUGGAAAAUAUAUGAAAAUUGGGAACAGUCUUGAAAUGGACAAGUUUCUAUAUGAAGACAGAUACAAAGUAUGGGAAGAUGUAGUACCGCUUCCGACAAUAUAGCACAACAAUAAACAGCCAUAUAUAUAUAAAAUUACUUAUGCCUUACUAUAAACGUUCUUCUAUAAUAAUAAAUAGUUCAAUAAAUAUUAGUUACAA
Messenger RNA from Agrilus planipennis (emerald ash borer), 1922 nucleotides. Its product is annotated as esterase FE4-like. The record is from RefSeq and is a predicted model, not a curated record. The transcript has 10 exons. Bases 165 to 1826 code for a protein of 553 amino acids. Lineage: Eukaryota; Metazoa; Arthropoda; Insecta; Coleoptera; Buprestidae.